CAGGUUUGUUUUACCAAGAGAACUCUAUAGAUAUCCUUUUCCAAUGUUUCUUCUUUUGUGUUCUCAAUUUUAUAGCGAGAUCUUUAAACUAUAGACAUUUGAAAUAUAUUCGUUUAUUACUGAACUGAAACGUCAGGAGUACGUUAUUGGAUCUAAGCUAUUGAUGGUGGUCACAGACAGUAGGCUUUUGACACUAGGCUACUCACAAUGUCACUGCAAGAGAACAUGAAGUUAUGAACGUAAAAGUGUUUGUAACGUUGCCUUUUCUGUGCUUAUGAGAAACGUCAAUAGACAUUAAAGCCUGGGAAAGGUCACUGUUGUUGGUAGGUCUAAACUUUGGCUUUGUGUGUCACCGUUUUUUAAGACUGCUGAAUUUUGUCACAAUGAGACGACUUUUAUUAAAACUGAUAAAUCGAGCUUUGCUGAUUGGACCCGUUGGACCAAUGAUGGGCAGUGAAGCUGGAGUCCACACAAAUUCUCGCCGGAGACUGGUUGUGGGACUGGGAAACCCUGGAAUGAACAGUUCACGCCACAGCGUAGGCAUGGCAGUACUGGAAGCACUUGCUUCCCGGCUUGGGGUAGCUGAUAGCUGGCGUGGUGAUAGGCAUGUGUCCGGUGAGGUCAUCGUAUCUGACAUCCAGGACACCCAAAUCGUGCUUCUCCGACCACGACUACUGAUGAACAUAAACGGUGUAUCCGUGGCCAAAGCAGCGGUUAAAUACAGCAUCAAGCCUGAGCACAUACUGCUGGUUCAUGAUGAGUUGGAUAAGCCUCUUGGAAAGCUUGCUAUGAAACAAGGAGGGAGCGCCAGGGGUCACAAUGGUGUGCGGUCCUGUGUUGAGUGUCUGCAGACUGAUGUGAUGCCCAGACUGCGUGUUGGGAUUGGCAGACCAUCAGGUAAAACAUCAGUGGACCGGCAUGUUCUGGGCCGCUUCUCUCAGGAGGAGCAGAAGGUUCUGAGUGGGAUUUUAGAAGAGAGUGUGGACAUUCUCCUCUCCCAGCUCACUGACAAGGAGAAUAUGCAGUCCCCACUGUUGCCACGUGGAGGCAGACCAGCAUCACAGACUGGGAAACAAAGGGAGCGUUUAAGCGCUCCACGAAAGGACACGGCCACUGGCCAGACCUGAGACUGACGAAAGACUUUGACAGAGCCAGUGAAACUGUGACUACUCUGGGAUAGUAGCUUUGCUCCUGCUGAAACAAAGCUGCCUCUUGCAGAAAUAUGAAAGUGUGUACAUGUUUUUAUUUAUUAUGACUUUGUUUACGCUCUGGUUUAGGAUGUAUGUGAAAUGAAUGCCAAGUAAGCAGACUUCGUUUCAAGGACAAAGAAUUUAGAUAUGUAUAAGAUAAUCAUCGCAUAGAUCUAGAUUGGUAUGCAUUUAUUUUUAAGUUUCCCAAACUACCAUGUGUAUGGCGUGAUCUAAUUAUGUGCAAGGUCUAAGGAGAGACCAAUACUUGAUAUUAAAAUUAUUAAACAACCGUCUUGCCAAUGGCAUUAAGAAAUGGAACUAAUAGUGAAUAAACUGAGGGGUUUCC
This is a messenger RNA of Salvelinus namaycush (lake trout), 1536 nucleotides long. It is a transcript of the gene ptrh1, whose product is annotated as peptidyl-tRNA hydrolase 1 homolog. The coding region runs from base 384 to 1127 and encodes 247 amino acids. The record is from RefSeq and is a predicted model, not a curated record. The transcript has 5 exons. Lineage: Eukaryota; Metazoa; Chordata; Actinopteri; Salmoniformes; Salmonidae. Gene Ontology annotation, molecular function: peptidyl-tRNA hydrolase activity.